Molecule: messenger RNA, 1669 nt
Organism: Megachile rotundata (alfalfa leafcutting bee)
Lineage: Eukaryota; Metazoa; Arthropoda; Insecta; Hymenoptera; Megachilidae
Product: venom acid phosphatase Acph-1
Biological process (GO): dephosphorylation
Molecular function (GO): phosphatase activity
Source: RefSeq, a predicted model, not a curated record
AAUUAGUUGUUAACAAAUUGAAUACCGGUAAUUAAAUGUGAUACAACAUAAUGAAUAAAUAUUUAAAAUAUCAUAAGCAAAUACUUAUUUGCCUAUUAUACUUUUAAUAUUGGAUCGGGCAAGUGUACCAGUCACUAUAUACCGUUACAUGUUAGUGCUGAUGAUCGAGCACGCGAUAUCACGUGAUCAGACAUGUAGCAAUGGCAUUCAAGCACUCAAUAUCGAGUGAACAGUAGUAAACGCAUUAACUAUUUAUUGGCGUACAAUUAUAUUUAUUAUUGAAAGUAUUAUCUUAAAAAUAAUAUAUUUUCAACCUUUUAAUGGAAAUUGAUAGAUUAAUAUCGAAUUACUUAUAUAAUAUCAUAUAUAUAUUCAUAUACAUAUAUUGUUCAUAUCUGCAAUUAGCGAAAACAGUUACAAAUGAUGACAAUCAUGAACUUCAAGUGCAGUUGGUGCAAGUGCUAUUUAGACAUGGAGAACGGACCCCGCGCGAAAAAGAAUUAUGGCCGAAUGAUCCUCAUCAUAUAUCAAAAUACGAACCAUGGAAUCUAGCGCAACUAACAAACGAAGGGAGAAUGACAGAAUAUCGAAUAGGACAGAUGUUAAGAGAGCGGUAUAAUCAAUUUUUAGGAGAUAUUUAUCAUCCUAGCGAUGUGUAUGCCUUUAGUACUGACCAUGAUCGGACAAAAAUGUCUCUUCAAUUAGUCUUAGCAGGAUUAUAUCAUCCGGCACCAUCCCAAACCUGGAAUGAAAAUUUAUCAUGGAUUCCAAUACCGACAUAUUAUAUGCCGGAGAAAUUAGAUGAUUUAAUGAAACCGGAUUUCUCUCCAGUAUACUCGGAUAUUCUAGAAAAAGUAAGAAACUCGGAAGAGGUUCUUCAGAAAGUAUCAGUUUAUAAAGAUUUCUUCAAAUUUCUCAGUGAAAAGACUGGUAUAAAUAUAACUAGAACGAAUCAAGUAUAUGAAAUUUACAAUCUAUUGACAUCACAGAAAGCGCUACAUUUUUCAUUACCAGAUUGGUGCACCGAUGAAGUAUACAAAAAACUUCAGGAUAUCGUGAAGCUAGAAUACGAGAUUCGUUCUUAUACACCUCAAAUGAAAAGAUUGAACGGUGGUAUGCUUAUAAAAAGGUUUAUCAAAAACAUUAAGAGUAAUGAGCAACGCGAUAGACCAAGAAAGAUCUACUUAUAUAGUGGACACGAAGUAAAUGUCGCUGGAGUUGCGGCAGCGUUGAAUUUUAGCGAGCCUGAAAUACCAGCGUAUGGAUCUGCAAUUAUAGUUGAAAAAUUGCGCGAUAAGGCUGGGAAAAUAUAUAUUAGGAUGCUUCUUUGGACUGGAGUCACAACACAGUUAAUUCCUUAUAAAUUAGCUGGCGGUGGCGAAAUUUGCCCAAUAGACAAAUACUUAAAUAUUGUAGAGGACAUCAUUCCGUCGGAUGAAGAAUCGGAUCACAAAUGGAAUUACAUAUCGAAAGAUGAUUGGAAAACAUUGUACGAAGAAAAACUAAAUUUGAAUUAAAUAUUUCUUUGUAUUUUUGUGUUUAAAAAUGUAAUGCACCAUCAGAGAAUAACGUAUAAACUACUCAUGCAAUGCAUUUUUACUUGAGUUUAAAAACUAGUUCACUUAAUAAGUGGAGUUUGUAAUCUUUAAUAAAAUAAAUUAGUAAUUUA